Pelobates cultripes (western spadefoot toad) is the source of this 300-nucleotide messenger RNA. Lineage: Eukaryota; Metazoa; Chordata; Amphibia; Anura; Pelobatidae. The record is from the annotation of a GenBank genome assembly.
AUGACGACACUCGUAGAACCGAUAGCAAUGCUGCACAAGUGGACUCAACAGGAGGCGCACUACCGCACCCUCCUGACCCUCAGACGGCAACUGACAGACCUGAUAGCCCGCAAACACCACAGGACAAUCCAGAGAUCAAAAGCCUUCUUUUACAUCCAUGCCAACAAGGGAGGAAGGCUACUAGCCCGUAUGCUGCGGAAUCAACAAGCGAGUGCACAGGUGAGCGCACUGCGAACAGCUCGGGGCUCCACUACGCAAUUCCCCAAGGAGAUCGCGAACAAAUUCCGCACGUACUAUUAA